CCCCGCCCCACCCACGACGUCGCGGCUCUCCUGGCCGUCGUCCUCGCGCUGGCAUCCGGCGCGGCAUCGCAUGCGCCGGUGGCGGGGCCGGCGGCGCCGGUAGGGGACUGUGGCUCCGCGCUGAUGGGCCUCACCAGCUACCUCCCCUGCAGCUCGCCGGUGUCCACGCAGGGCAACCCGCCCAAGGAGUGCUGCACCGGCGUCAAGACCGCGCUCGCCAGCCCGGCCAGCGUCGCCUGCCUCUACGACGCCUUCGGCAAGGACUACGGCAUCCCCAUGAACCUCAACCGUGCCAAGGGCCUCCCCGCCGCCUGCGGCGGCAACCCGGCUGCCCUCAACAACUGCAGUCUGAAACUGCCCGGCGGAGCCCCUAACAGCGCCCCUACUGAAGAUCCGUGCAGAAAAAAAACGUUAAUUAGAUCUAAUCAGUAG
Triticum dicoccoides is the source of this 432-nucleotide messenger RNA. Its product is annotated as non-specific lipid transfer protein-like 1. NCBI's taxonomy places the organism in Eukaryota, Viridiplantae, Streptophyta, Magnoliopsida, Poales, Poaceae. The record is from RefSeq and is a predicted model, not a curated record. The transcript is spliced from 3 exons. The annotation marks the transcript as partial.